Molecule: messenger RNA, 1842 nt
Organism: Fusarium verticillioides 7600
Lineage: Eukaryota; Fungi; Ascomycota; Sordariomycetes; Hypocreales; Nectriaceae
Exons: 4
Coding region: 76-1434 (452 amino acids)
Biological process (GO): nucleocytoplasmic transport
Cellular component (GO): nuclear pore
Molecular function (GO): structural constituent of nuclear pore
Source: RefSeq, a predicted model, not a curated record
CACGGGCAGAUCGCGUGAAAUUAACUUUGUAGCCACUGUCGCAUUCAAUCAAAGGGCUUUGUUUUCGCCCUUAGUAUGUCAUUGAUCCGUUCAGCAAGCGGCCCAGCAGGCGGUCUAAGCAUCAACACUGGUGCUGCUAACGCCUUCGGGACCGCCGCUUCUAAGCCCUCUGCCGCUGGUAGUCUCUUCGGUUCUUCUACAACCUCUACACCCACCGCCAACACAACAACAGCGCCAGGCGCAACAGGCACCAUGUCUCUCUUUGGCAACGCUGCGCAAAAGCCUGCAACAGGCGGUCUGUUUGGACAGUCGACGGCAGCGACAACAACUACGCCUGCAGCUGGCGGCGGUCUCUUUGGCGCUGCCGGCGCAACAAACACUCAACAGACCCAGAGCACAGGUACUGGGCUCUUUGGCAACACUGCUACCAACAACACCCAACAACAAGGAACCACAGCGCAACCUACAACGACCGGCACCAGCCUCUUUGGCCAAUCUACCCAAAAUCAAACUCAGCAGCCUCAACAAACAGGCACAGGUCUGUUCGGCCAAUCUACCGCAACAAAUACACAAAGCAACACAGGAGGGCUUUUUGGCCAAUCUCAGGCGAAGCCCGCUACAGGCACCAGUCUGUUUGGUCAAACACAGCCUCAGCAGAACAACACCCUUGGUCAAUCCACAAACCAAGUCUCAGCCGUUCAAAUCAACUACGACAGCAUCCGCCCCCGUACCCGCUUCGAUGACCUCGCUAAGCCCGUACAAGAUGAAAUUGCGUUGCUGGACUUGGGUAUCCAACGAGUUAUCAAGAUGCGAGACGAGAUUGGCGAGUUCAUGCCCCAGCACGAAAAGGAUAUUGAGCAACUGGGCUUAGACGUGAAGUUUGUCGAGUCAAAGUUUCGAACUGUUCAAGUUGCCCUCAACAACGAUAUUCAGACCGUCAAGGCUCUCCAGGAUCAAACCCGAAAGAACGCCGCCGAUGCCCGACUAUGCUUCCGAGGCGCCGAUAACCUCAAACUCCCGACACACUAUCACCAAACUGGUCUUUUCGCCAGCCAGGCUCCAGCUGCUGAUUCUGGAGGCGCAAAUGCUGCUUCGACACAUGCGGACGCCCAAGAUCUGAUCACCUACUUCAACCGUAUCUGUGACGAUAUUGAAAAGUACAAGGCUCGUCUCGAUGAGUACCGAGGUGAUAUUGAGCGAGAUAUGCCAGGUGUUGAGAACGGCCUUUAUGAGCAGAUCCGAGCUCUACGCGACCGCAGCGCAGGCAGCGUAGUCGUCCAGGAUCAACUGAACGAGGUUUUAUUGGCGCUCAGAGAUACGGGAAGCGCGAUUGUUUCCCAGGCUGGACAGAUUGCCGACACUCGAGAACGGCUAUCGCGCCUCCAGGCUGGAAUCGUGGACAGUGGAGUUUACGCCAUGGGCAUGAAUGCGUAGGAGACGGCGGCAUAAAUGAUAAGGAGGGAAUGUGCUGCGGUAAUAUCAGUCUGUUGGACAUUGCAAGAGUCCGUUUCAUGUUUGAAGAAAGGGCCAUAGAAGCAUUAUUUGGGCGAAGCGAAGGGGACGGGGUUCAACUGUAGCAGCAUAUUUAGUGAGGAUACAACCUUACGACGUGUAUGAAUAUUACUUGACAAAAGAAAAAGCUGCUGAUGCCAUGAGAAUUGAAGGGGAAAGGUUGAGGGAAAUCUGAGGAUACCAAAUUGUCCUGGCCAUUUUCAUGCUUUGAGCUUCACAGGGAUACGAGACCCCAACAUCACAGUGUUGAUACAAAUAUGUCAAGUUCAUUAUCUGCCACGACCACGAAGAUCGCGGACUUGGGUAUCAAACCAAUGCUGUGCUGUGAGA